This is a messenger RNA of Cottoperca gobio, 1578 nucleotides long. It is a transcript of the gene tbx5a, whose product is annotated as T-box transcription factor 5a. Gene Ontology annotation, biological process: positive regulation of DNA-templated transcription; cell fate specification; cardiac left ventricle formation. Gene Ontology annotation, molecular function: DNA-binding transcription factor activity, RNA polymerase II-specific; RNA polymerase II cis-regulatory region sequence-specific DNA binding. NCBI's taxonomy places the organism in Eukaryota, Metazoa, Chordata, Actinopteri, Perciformes, Bovichtidae. The record is from RefSeq and is a predicted model, not a curated record. Gene Ontology annotation, cellular component: chromatin; nucleus.
AUGGCGGACCAAGAGGAGACUUUUACCCAUCAAAACUCUCCUGGUGGCUCGGAUUCGAGGGAAUUACAGACCGAUAAUAAAUCAGAGAAACAGAACGGGACCUCAAGCAAAUCCCCAUCAUCACACACAACUUACAUUCAGCAGGGAAUGGAGGGAAUAAAAGUCUACCUGCACGAGAGGGAACUCUGGGUGAAGUUUGACGAGGUGGGGACAGAGAUGAUCAUCACCAAAGCCGGAAGACGAAUGUUCCCCAGCUUCAAAGUGAAGGUCACGGGAUUAAACCCCAAAACUAAAUAUAUUCUCCUGAUGGAUGUUGUUCCUGCGGACGACCAUCGAUACAAAUUCGCCGACAACAAAUGGUCUGUGACCGGGAAGGCAGAGCCCGCCAUGCCCGGCAGGCUCUACGUUCACCCGGACUCUCCCGCCACGGGGGCGCACUGGAUGAGGCAGCUCGUCUCCUUCCAGAAGCUGAAACUGACCAACAACCAUCUGGACCCGUUCGGACACAUCAUCCUAAAUUCGAUGCACAAGUAUCAGCCGAGGAUCCACAUCGUGAAGGCAGAUGAAAAUAACGGCUUUGGCUCCAAAAACACGGCCUUCUGCACUCACGUCUUCCCCGAGACAGCCUUCAUUGCGGUUACGUCCUAUCAGAACCACAAGAUAACCCAGCUGAAAAUUGAGAACAACCCGUUUGCAAAAGGUUUUCGUGGAAGUGAUGACAUGGAGCUACACCGAAUGUCCAGAAUGCAAAGUACCAAGGAGUAUCCAGUAGUGCCUCGCAGUGCAGUGCGUCAGAGAGUGGGCUCUAGCCAGAGCCCCUUCAGUGGGGAGGUCCAAGGCUUGGCCACCCCGAGCGCCCUGAGCUCCCAGUACUCCCAGUGUGAGAACGGGGUCACAAGCACCUCACAGGACCUGCUGCCUCAGUCGGGCUCCUACCCUCUGCCACAUGAGCACGGCCAGGAAUACCACUGCAUCAAGAGGAAAGUGGAGGAUGACAGUCACUCAGGUGAGCACAGCUAUAAGAAGGCCUAUCUGGAGAGCUCGUCCAGUGAAGAGGACCAUUACUACCGUCCCGUUGGUUACGCCCAGAGCCUCGGCCUGGCCGGCGGGCCCUACCGCAGUGAAUCCAGCCAGAGGCAGGCCUGUAUGUAUGCCAGCGCCUCACAGGGUGCUGAGCCAGUUCCUAGUUUGGAGGACAUUAGCUGCAACACGUGGGCCAGCGUUUCACCCUAUGGGAGUUGCUCCGUCACCACCAUGCAGCCAAUGGACCGGCUGCCCUACCAGCACUUCUCCGCUCACUUCACCUCAGGGUCUCUGGUGUCCAGACUUGGCGGGGUUGGGGGCCACGCCUCUCCACAGUUGGCCGAUGGCCACCACGCUGCCAUGUACCAGAGCUCCAUGACCCACCAGACUCUGGGCCGCCAGUGCAGUCCUGGGGCUGGGAUCCAGUCGCCAGCAGCUGGCCUACAGGGAAACGAGUACCUCUAUACACACGGCAUACCACGUACACUAUCGCCACACCAGUACCACACUGUACAUAGUGUCAGCAUCAUGCCAGAGUGGAACGAGAGCAGCUAA